CUUACUGAUGUUUCCCGGCCCACAUCACCAGCCUACGCACUUCCGCUGACGCCCAAUAAUGAUACGACGAGCAGGCGCACAUUCUGCUUCCACCUGACGUUACAGCAGCACUAUCCCUCUACCCCAUUUCAAGCUACAAACAGGAAAAAAAAUCCAAGACGUGCCUACAAAGAAUUCUUCCUCUCUCUCAAACGAACUAACUAUCCAGGCGAGAGAAAGAGAGAGAAGAGGCUGCGGCCCACAGAUUUGUAUUUUUUGUAACGGAGCGGAGAGGAUAUGGUGAAGCCGGCAGGAUGGGUUGUGGUUCUCCGGGCACAACACCUUCUGCUUCUCGCCACCAUAUUGGUCGGGUACGGGGAGUGUAAACCCGGCGCGCCGCCCUACACCAACGACUUCGCCGUGCAGACCAGAGACGGGAAGCCCGACACGGCCGAGCUGCUGGCCAGGAAAUAUGGCUACCUCAACCUGGGACAGAUCCGUGAACAGAGAGACUUGUACCACUUCCGCCACCGGGGCGUGCCCCAUAUCCGGCGCAGGCGCAGUGCGGCGCAGCAGAGCAGGCUGGAGAAUGACAUCCGGGUCCGAAGUGCAGUGCAACAACAGGGCUUUCCCCGCAGGAAGCGCGGGUAUAACCACGUGACCGACAACUACCGUCAGAUCGACAUCAACGACCCGCUCUUCCCCAAACAGUGGUACCUGUUGAAUACUGGUCAGGCGGAUGGGAAGCCCGGACUGGACCUGAAUGUCCUGGAGGCGUGGGAGAUGGGCUACACCGGACAGGGCGUCACCAUCGCCAUUAUGGACGACGGAGUUGACUACCUGCACCCUGACUUGGCUGAUAAUUACAACGCAGACGCUAGUUACGACUUCAGCAGUAAUGACGCCUUCCCGUACCCCCGAUACACGGAGGACUGGUUCAAUAGCCAUGGAACCCGCUGUGCCGGAGAGGUGGUGGGGAAAAUCAACAACGGGCUGUGCGGAGUGGGCGUGGCCUACGGCGCCAGAGUGGCAGGCAUCCGCAUGUUGGACCAGCCGUUCAUGACGGAUAUCAUCGAGGCGUCCUCCAUGGGGCACAAGCCGCAGGAGAUCGACAUCUACAGCGCCAGCUGGGGGCCGACGGACGACGGCCGGACGGUGGACGGGCCGCGCGAACUUACCGUGCAGGCCAUGGCGGACGGCGUCAAUAAGGGCCGUGGUGGGAAAGGCAGUAUCUACGUGUGGGCGUCCGGUGACGGGGGUAGUCAGGACGACUGUAACUGUGACGGCUACGCCUCCUCCAUGUGGACCAUCUCCAUCAACUCCGCCAUCAACGACGGGCGCACGGCUCUGUACGACGAGUCCUGCUCCUCCACGCUCGCCUCCACCUUCAGUAACGGCAGGAACCGGCACCCUGAGGCCGGCGUGGCCACCACGGACCUGUACGGGAACUGCACACUGAAGCACUCAGGCACCUCGGCAGCAGCACCAGAGGCAGCCGGGGUCUUCGCACUGGCACUCGAGGCCAAUCCGAACCUGACGUGGCGGGACAUGCAGCACCUGACGGUCCUGACGUCCAAGCGGAACCAGCUGUACGACGCCGUGCACGAGUGGCGGCGGAACGGCGUCGGGCUGGAGUUCAACCACCUGUUCGGCUUCGGCGUGCUGGACGCCGGCGCCAUGGUGAAGAUGGCCCAGGACUGGAACACCGUGCCCAAACGGUUCCACUGCACCGGCACGUCCAUGGCAGACACCAAGCCGAUCCCAGCAGAGGGGAGGAUUGUGGUCAAACUGACCACUGACGCGUGUGAGGGCCAGGAGAACUUCGUGCGCUAUUUGGAACAUGUGCAGGCUGUGGUGACCCUGCGGUCCACGCGAAGAGGUGACGUCACCAUCAACAUGACGUCACCCAUGGGCACGAAGUCCAUCCUGCUGAGCAGACGGCCCAACGACGACGACUCGGUCAAGGGCUUCGACCGCUGGCCGUUCAUGACCACGCACACCUGGGGGGAAGACCCGAGAGGAGACUGGGUGUUGGAGGUGGGCUUCCAAGGAGAAGAGCCACAGGAAGGCGACCUUCUGGAGUGGACACUGCGGCUGCACGGCACUCAAAGCGCCCCCUAUAUUGACCAGGUGGUGGACGAAUGGCACACUAAGCUGGGGAUGGAAAAGAAACGCCAAGAGCUCGAUCUGAAGGAAGAAAAGAAGGAAGAAAAGGAGGAAGAGGAAGAAAAACGCCAGGAGAAGGCUGAAGCAGAAGAGAAGAUCGAGAAAACAAAAAACGAAGAAGAAGAAGAAGAAAAUGAACCGAAGAAAGGAAAGGAAGCCGGAAGCAGCUGGUUGUCGGUGAAGCCAAACUACAUGAUCGGUCUGUAGAGCGGAGGUAGCUCUGAAGCUACUCAUGAUCAUAAUGAGAUGAUUUCGUUUUCUUAGUUUAGCUCAUAAGAGAGGAAGUUGGUCAGCUCUAUACAUGUACAUCACUGGGUGUCGAGAAUACCCUGGUCGCAUUUAGCCUCAAUCAGAGUGUAUAUGUAACAAUCACAGAUAUAUAUAUGGUUCUACUUAUUGUAUGUUGGGGUAUGGCGUAAUAUGAGGGAAGGUGUUCGUCUGUGGAGUGGAUUGGCAGCGUCUAUAUGGAAUUGAAGCAAGGGAUUGUGACAAAUGUCGGUGUGUACACGCUUAACUUGAUUUGACUUGAUAUCCCGACAAAGCCAUGGAGUAAUAUUAAUUGUGGGCU
Molecule: messenger RNA, 2713 nt
Organism: Branchiostoma belcheri (Belcher's lancelet)
Lineage: Eukaryota; Metazoa; Chordata; Leptocardii; Amphioxiformes; Branchiostomatidae
Product: neuroendocrine convertase 2-like
Exons: 15
Coding region: 277-2352 (691 amino acids)
Biological process (GO): protein processing
Cellular component (GO): Golgi membrane; trans-Golgi network
Molecular function (GO): serine-type endopeptidase activity
Source: RefSeq, a predicted model, not a curated record